UUACACACUGACUCUUCUCUCUCUCCCUCUCGCCUUCUUCCUUUGCCCUCAAACGCCUAUUCAAACAUAUUUUCUGUUUCUUUUCCUUUCCGAAACGCCAUGACCGCCAUAGCUACUGCUGGUGCUUUGUCUUUGCCAAUCUCUUUACGCAGAUCAUGCAAGUUUAGUUCUAAAAAGUUUCAGGGUAUUAAAAGAGGGUUUAGGGUGUAUGCGGUGUUUGGUGAGGAAAGUAGCUUGGAGGAUAAGAAGAGCCAAUGGGGCACUCUCUUUGAUGUUGAAGAUCCAAGGUCUAAAGUUCCACAAUGUAAAGGGAAGUUCUUAGAUGUAUAUCAGGCAUUGGAAGUGGCUAGAUACGAUAUUCAGUACUGCGAUUGGCGAGCUCGGCAAGAUUUACUUACAAUCAUGCUUCUUCAUGAAAAGGUAGUGGAAGUGUUGAAUCCUCUAGCUCGUGAAUACAAGUCUAUUGGCACCAUGAAAAGAGAGCUUGCAGAAUUGCAAGGAGAAUUAGCACAAGCUCAUAAACAGGUACAUAUAUCUGAAGCAAGGGUUGCUACCGCUUUGGAUAAACUAGCUUACAUGGAGGAAUUGGUUAAUGAUAAGCUGUUAGAAGAUAGAAAUGCAACAGGGUCCGAUGUAGCGUCCCCUUCUUCUAGUACAUCAACAGAAUCUUUGGAAGUGAAGAGGAAGUUGCCUCGAAAAAGCUUGGAUGUGUCAGGUCCAGUUAAACCAUAUCACCCGCGCUUGAAGAAUUUCUGGUAUCCCGUUGCUUUCUCCACGGAUCUGAAAGAUGACACUAUGAUUCCGAUCGAUUGUUUUGAAGAGCCAUGGGUUCUUUUUCGUGGAAAAGACAGGAAUCCAGGAUGCGUCCAGAACACUUGUGCACAUAGAGCAUGUCCUCUUCAUCUUGGUUCAGUUAAUGAGGGUCGUAUCCAAUGUCCCUACCAUGGCUGGGAAUACACGACAGAUGGAAAAUGUGAAAAAAUGCCGUCUACGCGAUUACUUAAUGUGAAGAUAAGGUCAUUGCCAUGUUUAGAGCAAGAGGGAAUGAUCUGGAUCUGGCCUGGAGAUGACCCUCCUACGCCAACACUUCCUUCCUUACAACCUCCUUCUGGAUUUGUAAUUCAUGCUGAGAUUGUCAUGGAACUUCCGAUUGAACACGGACUACUUUUGGAUAACCUUUUGGAUCUCGCUCAUGCACCUUUUACUCACACUUCCACAUUUGCAAAGGGAUGGACCGUUCCAAGUUUGGUGAAGUUUUUGACACCUGCAUCAGGUCUCCAAGGAUACUGGGACCCUUAUCCCAUUGAUAUGGAAUUUCGACCACCUUGUAUGGUGUUAUCAACCAUUGGGAUAUCAAAGCCGGGAAAACUCGAAGGACAAAGUACCAAGGAAUGCACAACACACCUUCACCAGCUUCAUGUAUGCAUACCUUCAUCGAGAAAUAAGACGAGAUUAUUAUAUAGAAUGUCACUCGAUUUUGCUCCCGUGUUGAAGCACAUUCCUUUUAUGCAUUAUUUAUGGAGGCACUUUGCCGAGCAGGUCUUGAAUGAGGAUCUGCGACUCGUAAUCGGCCAGCAAGAGCGAAUGAUUAAUGGGGCAAACGUGUGGAAUUUGCCUGUUGCCUAUGAUAAACUAGGAAUGAGGUACAGAUUAUGGAGAAAUGCUGUCGACCAGGGAGAUAAACAAUUACCCUUCAGCAAACCAAUGUAAAUUCCAACUCUAGCAACCGACUUCCAUUCUUUGGACCGACUCUCUGCACACUUGAACAUGCUUGGUAGGCGAUCUACCAGAAUUGAAGAUACUUUUUUAAGGUUUGGCAUUGGCACAAGGUGGACAACUAUGAAGAUUCAGCAGACACUCUGAUAAACCAACACGGAUACGAAUUGAUCUCUCCAAACAAGCCAGCCAUUGUAAAAUUAUAGAAACUGUACACUGCUUUUAUAGUUUUUGUGUACAGUCAAAAGCACUUCUUUUUUCUUUUUUAUCUACCACUGAUAGCUCUGAGUCCGACCAGACAGUUUGGAAAAUUUUGGCCUUAGAACUUAGAAGCCAAUGUUUGUUAAUCUCUUGUCCAGCUGCAAACAUCUUUGUAUUAUAGUAACUGAUGUUUUAAUGAAAAUUCCCAAGAUUUGCAGUUCA
Gossypium raimondii (Peruvian cotton) is the source of this 2139-nucleotide messenger RNA. Its product is annotated as chlorophyllide a oxygenase, chloroplastic. Lineage: Eukaryota; Viridiplantae; Streptophyta; Magnoliopsida; Malvales; Malvaceae. The transcript is spliced from 9 exons. Gene Ontology annotation, cellular component: chloroplast. Gene Ontology annotation, biological process: chlorophyll biosynthetic process. Gene Ontology annotation, molecular function: iron ion binding; chlorophyllide a oxygenase activity; 2 iron, 2 sulfur cluster binding. The record is from RefSeq and is a predicted model, not a curated record. The coding region runs from base 100 to 1710 and encodes 536 amino acids.